Molecule: messenger RNA, 210 nt
Organism: Bipolaris zeicola 26-R-13
Lineage: Eukaryota; Fungi; Ascomycota; Dothideomycetes; Pleosporales; Pleosporaceae
Exons: 1
Coding region: 1-210 (69 amino acids)
Source: RefSeq, a predicted model, not a curated record
AUGUUCCCUUCUUCUCUUGACGCCUCAGAUACAUGCGACACCACAUCCAACGUCUUGUUGAUACAAUUAGGCCGUGAGCGCAGCUGUCGCUGUCGGAUCGUUUCACGUCAAGCCCAGCCUAGUACACUUUGCCGUCGGAGGGGGCGCAGCAGUCGACAGGCUCAAGGCGUUUAUCACGACAAGCGGGUCAGUUCCUGGAGAGAAGGCUAG